Molecule: messenger RNA, 1710 nt
Organism: Leishmania major strain Friedlin
Lineage: Eukaryota; Euglenozoa; Kinetoplastea; Trypanosomatida; Trypanosomatidae
Exons: 1
Coding region: 1-1710 (569 amino acids)
Biological process (GO): RNA processing
Molecular function (GO): RNA binding; RNA methyltransferase activity
Source: RefSeq, a predicted model, not a curated record
AUGGGAGAGCAGCGCUCCGUCGCCCGGAUGAGCAAGUCUGCCUACCGUCACCCGCUCGCACCCAAGGAUCCAUCGCAGCGCAACGUCACGAUACCGAUACGAGCGAGCCGGGCCGCCGCUUCUGCGUCUUCCUCAUCGGCCUCCGCUGCCCUUUCAGCAGAGGAUCUCAAGAAGCAGGCCCAGAAGGUGCUGCUACUCCAAAUGCAGCAGAAGGUGCUCUGGGAGGGAACAGUCAUCGACGACGUGAAUCACGCGUUGGUGCAGCACUUUCUGAAGCUCAGCACUAACGAUAAGUACCGGCAGGCACGGCAGAUGCUCGUCAUCGGUGGACGGGCUAUGAUCGAGGAGCUGUGCCGCGCCGGGCACCGGCCACGUCACCUGAUGGUAGAGUGCGGCAAGCCCAUCCCGGAGUUUCUCCACGACCGCCGGAAAACGGACGUCGUACUUGUCGACAGGUCUGUCUCGGUUGCCGUCACGCCGGGCUCAGACGGCUACGUUGGUGACUUUGCGAUCCCAACGCCGCCGAUGAAGGAGAAGCUCAUAGCAAAUCAUCAGCGGCUGAACCGUGUCCUUGUCCUCGACAACAUCGAAGACCCUGGUGUGCUCGGCACCCUCCUCCGCACUGCCUCGGGGUAUCAGUACGACGCGAUCAUCGCGACGAAUCACUGCGCUGACCUGUACGACCACCGCGUCGUUCGCGCUGCCCGCGGGGCGCACUUUCAAACCUCCGUCCCAAUCUACACGUUGAAGGAUGAGGACGGCGAUGACGUGUAUGGCUUGCUGAAUCACAUUGUCGAGCGCAACAACCUUCUGCCGCUCUGCUACAUCGCACAGGCAGACGCUGCCGGCGUGGAUGGCGAGACUGCGGGCACGCAGACAGGGUUUGUCUCCUCACCGGAGGCGCCUGUAGGACGCGUCUUUCGGUCUAGCGUGGUGGGGGCGGCGCCCGUGCCUCUUCCGGCACCGCGGCAGUCGGACUCCUCUUACGCGGCAUCGUUGUCGCGCGAACUCGCCAGUGUCUCCCAGGCGAGGGAGGAGCUGCUUUCCGACUUCUGCCUCGACCGUUUCACAGGCGCAUCCAGCGCUGAGGACGAUGCGCGAAGCGGCUACAUUCUCUUUGCCGGCCCGAACCACAAGCGGAACAUGCUUCGUCGCCUGGAAAGGAGCCUGUCGCGGCGAAGCACGCGGCUUCUUCUCGACAGCCUCCCUUCCCCGAGCGAGGCGCCGUCGGAUCUGCUCAUUGCGAUGUCAGUCGUGCUCUAUACCCUCCGUCCGCGGGGCAACUGGGAUUACCUGCCGGUGGACACAAAGCAUGAGCACUCCACGCUGGACUUGCAGGCGAAACACGCCUCAGUGGACAUUGGCGUCAACCGGCUGCGAGUCAGCGUUGAUGACAUCAACCUCGAUGAGGCGGAGCAGCAAGAUCGUGCUCACGAGGCAAAUGAGUUCAUGCGCUGGCGGCGGCUCGCGCGUCGCCGCGGCAGCGACUACGACCAUUGGAUGGCAGCGGAGCAGCGACGGGUGCAGGCAAUGGUGAGACGUGAGCGGCAGCGUCGUGUGGCGCCAUGGAUGCCAUUACGUGACGCCAAGACAAAGCCGAUGCCGGACUGGGUACCAAACAUUAUCGACGAGUACCGCCAGUCGCUUGAUCGAGACGCGCUGGCGCGCGAGCGCGACAUCAGCACCAGCUAUCAACGGCCACCGAGGUGA